This is a messenger RNA of Durusdinium trenchii, 2319 nucleotides long. The record is from the annotation of a GenBank genome assembly. NCBI's taxonomy places the organism in Eukaryota, Dinophyceae, Suessiales, Symbiodiniaceae.
AUGUACCCCCCAGUCAGUGGUAGCCACACAAAACCCACACCAGUUCAAAAGAAGGAGAAAGCAGAGAAGGCGAAGCGGGACAAGGCCAACAAGGAGGCGAACAAGGGAAAGGGCAGAGGCGAUCAGGUGGCGAUCACGUCUGGAGAUCCCCGCAAGGACAAACUCUGCUGGGAUUAUCGUGAUCACGGGAGCUGCAGAAAGGGUCGCGAUUGUCCUUUCUCGCACGACAAAGAGCUGCGUAGGAAGGAGCUUGAAAAGAAAGGCAAGGGGAAAGGUUCAUCCCCUGGAGUUCCAAAGACGGGACCCUUCACCGAGUUGGACGAGCUCCCAAAGGAUUGGUGGCAUGUCGUGCCGAAUGAGCCUGGCGGUUAUCAAUACCGCACCGUCGUGCAAAUCCUUGAUAAGAAUUUUGACACGAUGUUGGACGGAUGCGCUGGGUCCAAUCACAUCACGGAAGAGCUGGUGGUCGGGAUCAUCAAUCGGGCUGCGGAGCUAGGCUUGCGCCCGAAUGACAAGAACUUUCCGAUCAUUCAGUUCGAAAAAUGGCUGUAUCCAGAGUACGUGCAUGCAUGGGAUUGCGAGCGGCUCACUCGUGCCGCUCAAGGGUGCAAGAUCGCGUCAAAGGGGACUAGCGAUUUCCAUGGGUUGAUCCUUGGGGGCCGCGCGUUGGAUUGCGAAGCGCGACGUGGGCUAGGUUUUCGACCUGGGCCCAUGACCCAUGUGCUGGACUCUCUAGGUGUGCAUCUCCCGCGCUGUGAGAACUUCAGUGCGGAGAGGAAGGACAGAGCCUAUCCUUUCCGGUCCGUCCUUUCGGCAGUAGACCAGGAGGCUGAGGGACAUCUGGAGCCGGAGACCGGGCCAAGGGCCAUGGUAGUCUAUGCAGGUGAGGAAGGGGCGACGCUGCUUCCUGGGGAAGGCGCUCUCCUUCCGGUGCGAAUUGCUGGCAACUGGACGCCGGAAGUUUCGAGCUGUGAAGUGGUCCUUCCAGUUGCCGGCAAGGUGGAAGCAGUUCCUGGCAUCUGGGACACAGGGGCUCGUGAAGGCAUGGUCCUGGUGACGCCAUACCAGGAAGAGGUCGUCCUUGAAGAAGGCGAUCCAGUCGGAGAGCUCCGGGCAGGUGCAGUAGUCAGUGGGACAUGUUCUUGCGGAGCUGUUGAUACAGUUUUCGUGAGCCAGACGGCUGGCCUUGAGCCGGACACCUGCCAGGAAUGCGGAUUGGAACAGCCCAGCCUCAUUGGUUCAGUCUGCUAUUCGUGCGGUCGGAAGGGAGAGAUCAAGAGCACUCCACUCCAGGGGUGCAAGUGUCGCGCGAAGACACCUAGGAAGGCGCGUGAGUCAAGGAAGGGAUAUGGAGUGUUUGCCACGUUCGCGGUUGGUCUAGCUGCGCUCACUGCGGCGUACGCAUUUGACCCGUCGCAAUAUGAGUCAAAGAGCUGGUCGCGGGCGGGGGCCUCGUUUUCGAGCCUUCGUCGCGAAGAAUCGCGGGCGAGGACUUCGUUUUCGAAUCCUCGUCGCGAGGAAGUGUGGGUCACCUUCCCCGGUGGUUGGGUGCGAACGCACCCGGAGGCUCGGGAGAAGCUGUUUGAGUUUAGUGAAGAAGCGUCGGCCCCACUCACGCUGAAUGUCGACCAGCUGGAUUCUCGAAGGGUCACGACAGGUCAGUUUUUGGAUGGAGAGUCUCUCUUUUGGGAAGACUCGUGGCGUGAGGGCGACCCGUGGGUCUUUAAGGGACGCCCAUGGGUAGGAGAAACCCGUUUCUACGCGGUGGGUCAUGGUUCUGAAGGCUCUUGGAGGAGCACCAUGACCGAGCCAGUGUUUCACAUAGUGGAGGCGCCAGGCGGAAUCGACAAGAUGGCAGAGGAAACGCCAACGGAGCGCUACUACGAUGCGCUCAGGAGGUCUCUGGAGAAGCGUUUUCCCAAGGCCAACCAAUUCCUCCUGGAUCACCUGAUUUCGCUUGAAGCAUUUUUGGACAAGUCGAUCGUUUUUGGUUUCAGCUACGGGGUGGCUAAGGCGGAGAUCUGCAAGGAAGACGCGACCUUCCCACCUGAAGGGCUCGGACAUGGCAGCACAGAAGGCUGCAAGGCUGUUCGGGCCAUCAAGCGCAUGUUGGCUAAGUCAAUCAGCUUAGCUAUGAUUGACGAGGCCAGCGCCAUCUCCGGAGCCUGUCCGCUUGAGCAGGUGGCCGAUGCCAGCGGGUUUGCGGUCGGUGGUACCGUGGUCCAGAUGACCAGAGACCACACGAGGCUGAAGGUGCUCCUCACGCACAGCAAAAGCCUCACGCCGCCGCAGCAAGUCACUGAGCGGCCGGAGCGCUAA